GGAAGCCAAUAGCAGGGCGGCCGUUUUCCGGGAGUGGGCUCAGUUGGCCGCGCUGGUGACGUACGGACGUGCGCGCCGGGCGCGCAUGCGCCAGGCGGAGAGCCGGCGGACGGUGAGGGGCCGCUUGGGGUACCGACGCCGCGGACGCCGCGGGCCGCAGCCGAGGCCGGGCCGCGAACCUUCCCUGGCCUCUGUGCGAUGCGGUGUCGGUCUCGGAGGGCGGCGGAGAGGACCGAGCAUGUGCCCCCGGCCCCAGGUGUGAUCAGCAUUGGAAAAGAUGGCAGCCCCAGCUACCACAUAUGAAAGGAUAGUUUACAGAAAUCCCUCUGAGCACCACUACAUGAAAGUCUGCCUAGAAUUUCAAGACUGUGGGGUUGGACUGAAUGCUGCACAGUUCAAACAGCUGCUUAUUUCCGCCCUGAAGGACCUGUUUGGGGAGGUUGGUGCUGCCUUACCCUUGGACCUUCUAACCUACGAAGAGAGGACCUUGUCGGCCAUCUUGAGAAUAUGCAGCAGUGGUCUUGUCAAAUUGUGGAGCUCUUUGACCCUGUUAGGAUCCUAUAAAGGCAAGAAAUGUGCUUUCAGAGUGAUUCAGGUUUCUCCAUUUCUCCUUGCAUUAUCUGGUAAUAGUAGGGAACUAGUGUUGAAUUGAAUAGUCUGCGCUUUCAGAAAUAUUCCUCGCUCUCAAAAGCACUUCUUGGUGCCAGCAUAUAAUGUUUGAAAACUGAAGCAGCCUAAAAGCUCCUGUUGAUGGAAUUUGAGAGCUCUGAAGAUGCUCCCAGUCAUUUCCAGCCAUUGCCUUUGGUGGGGUAGGCUUCAGAGGAGAAUCUGCCUGAACCAAGCAGCGCUAACCAGGCAGCACUUACGGCACACGCACAUCAGAGUUGGAGACCGGGCUGAGCUCAGUAGGGCCUUCACGCAGAGGGACGUGGCUACCUUCUCAGAAUUAACAGGGGAUGUCAAUCCUUUGCAUUUGGAUGAAGAUUUUGCAAAACAUACCAGAUUUGGAAAGACAAUUGUACAUGGAGUUUUGAUCAAUGGACUUAUUUCAGCUCUCCUAGGUACUAAAAUGCCAGGGCCGGGUUGUGUAUUUCUUUCCCAGGAAAUUAACUUUCCAGCCCCUUUAUAUGUUGGGGAAGUUGUUUUAGCUUCUGCAGAAGUGAAAAAGCUGAAGCGGUUCAUUGCUAUUAUUGCAGUGUCAUGUUUUGUACUAGAAAGUAAAAA
Molecule: messenger RNA, 1224 nt
Organism: Hippopotamus amphibius kiboko
Lineage: Eukaryota; Metazoa; Chordata; Mammalia; Artiodactyla; Hippopotamidae
Gene: RPP14
Product: ribonuclease P/MRP subunit p14
Exons: 6
Coding region: 278-652 (124 amino acids)
Biological process (GO): tRNA 5'-leader removal
Cellular component (GO): ribonuclease P complex
Source: RefSeq, a predicted model, not a curated record